UUUAGCAAAUCGUCUCUUCCCGAAUUAUCUUUUCUAUCUUGCAGAAUUUACACCUGGUAUAAUGUUCAGACGGACGGUAGCCACAACUCUCGCGCGGAGCGUUCGCGCUUUCAGCACCAGCGUCGCGGGCCAGGGAGCCGUGCGUGCUGGUGUCCUCCUGCAGCGCGAUCCGAUCGUGAUCCAGCAGGCAAAGGGGUUCGAGCUUGCCUCGGACAAAUACUUCCAGUGGCUCGAGUACCAGUCAGCAGAGGCCUUCCCGCGGGACUUCUUCCUGAAGAAGGGCAGCUCUGCGGAGAAGAAGUGGAUGGAUAUCGAGGACGAGCGGGCUGGCGAAUGGCUAUAUGAUCCAGAGAACAAGCCCAAGGUGAAGAGCGUCAAGAAGCCCGUAGUGGGCGACGAGGAGACGGGUCCCGAAGUGUCGAAGCGCAUUGAGGUGCACUCGCGCGAGACCGAGGCUGACGCCAAGAGCGACGUGAGGUCGCUGGAGCGCAAGCUCGAUCGGACAUUGUAUUUGCUGGUGAAGAACACACAGGGCGAGUGGGUGCUGCCGGCUGGUGCGGUUCAGGGCGAGGAGCUGCUGCACGAGGCGGCCCGGCGGAGCCUGAAGGAGAUGUGCGGCGAGAAGAUGAGCGUGUGGAUGGUGGGCCGUGGGCCGGUGGGCCAUGAGGAGUCGAAGGAUGGUGCGACAUUCUUUGUCAAGGGCCAUAUACUGGCAGGCCAGGCUGCUCCGAGCAAGUCGCUAGCGGCCGACUUCAAGUGGGCAACGCGAGAGGAGGUUGAGGGCACUGUGGCUCCAGCGUACUGGCAGUCAGUCAAGGACAUGCUGUCGUCUGUUUAGAGAUGUCUAGGCAGUUUAGAAGAAAAAACACCCACUCAUGCAAAAUAUAUGGAAGGCACUCUU
Linderina pennispora is the source of this 901-nucleotide messenger RNA. RefSeq lists its product as uncharacterized. Gene Ontology annotation, cellular component: mitochondrial large ribosomal subunit. The transcript has a single exon. Gene Ontology annotation, molecular function: structural constituent of ribosome. Lineage: Eukaryota; Fungi; Kickxellomycota; Kickxellomycetes; Kickxellales; Kickxellaceae. The record is from RefSeq and is a predicted model, not a curated record. Bases 62 to 838 code for a protein of 258 amino acids.